CUUGCAUUGUAUCUUCCAAUUUCUCUCCACCACGCAAAUUAAUCUCCUCCUUGAGCCUCGUUAAAACAAACUUCCUUUUGUCUUCUCUCUCAUCUCAUCUCAGAUCUAAAACGAUUUCCCUUUCAAUUUCACGAACGACAAUGGCUUCCACUCCUUCAGCUCGCGAGGAGAACGUCUACAUGGCCAAGCUUGCUGAGCAAGCUGAGCGUUACGAGGAGAUGGUUGAGUUCAUGGAAAAGGUUUCAGCUUCCUCUGAGAAUUCUGAAGAGCUCAACGUAGAAGAACGUAACCUCCUCUCCGUUGCCUACAAGAAUGUUAUCGGGGCGCGUAGAGCCUCAUGGCGUAUAAUAUCCUCCAUUGAACAGAAAGAGGAGAGCCGUGGAAACGAAGGCCACGUCUCUACGAUCCGAGAUUACCGUUCAAAGAUCGAGACCGAGCUGUCCUCGAUCUGUGACGGGAUCUUGAAGCUGCUCGACUCUCGGCUCAUUCCCUCGGCUUCAUCUGGUGACUCCAAAGUUUUUUAUUUGAAGAUGAAAGGAGAUUACCAUAGGUACUUGGCCGAGUUCAAGACCGGAGCCGAGCGAAAAGAAGCUGCUGAGAGUACUCUCACUGCCUACAAAUCGGCUCAGGAUAUUGCAAACGCAGAACUGGCUCCCACUCAUCCAAUUCGUCUAGGACUGGCUCUCAACUUCUCUGUGUUCUACUAUGAGAUUCUGAAUUCUCCUGAUCGCGCUUGCAAUCUUGCCAAGCAGGCUUUUGACGAGGCAAUUGCCGAGUUAGAUACCCUUGGUGAAGAGUCAUAUAAGGACAGCACUCUGAUCAUGCAGCUACUCCGUGAUAAUCUCACUCUCUGGACAUCCGACAUACCGGAUGAUGGAGCUGAUGAAAUUAAAGAAGCCACCAAGCCUGACAGUGAACAGCAGUGAGAAUUCAGUCAGCUUCUCCUCUGUGUUUUUAAUGGGAGAUGUUGCUUGUUGUUAGCUUCUAUGCACUUGGGUUUUUAGGCAUUCUUGCCUUGUUUAUUCGAAUCAUGGAUGUACUAAGGUUCUUUUUUUAAGUUUUUGACAUAAAAUUAUGUGUUUAUGAAUGUUUAUUUUUCGUGAAGAUAUUGAAUGAUAUGUUUACAUGGUCUUGUUAA
Mangifera indica (mango) is the source of this 1138-nucleotide messenger RNA. Its product is annotated as 14-3-3-like protein B. Gene Ontology annotation, biological process: signal transduction. NCBI's taxonomy places the organism in Eukaryota, Viridiplantae, Streptophyta, Magnoliopsida, Sapindales, Anacardiaceae. Gene Ontology annotation, cellular component: cytoplasm. The record is from RefSeq and is a predicted model, not a curated record. Bases 141 to 926 code for a protein of 261 amino acids. The transcript is spliced from 4 exons.